AGCUGGUCCAGGUCAGUUCGCUGCAUGAGCAGGCGCAGGAUUCAGAUGAGAGAAGCCCCAGAAGUGAAGCUCCAUGAGGACGCAAGCUGGCAGUGGAGGCGGAGGGUUGUCCUUUGAGUGCAAGUUGAUUGGUGUUGCUGAGUCCGCUUUUCAAUCUGAAGUGGGCCCUGUUUGUUUCUGGUGAGCACAGAGCUCAGAGCCAUGGCUGCUGCUCUCAUCAGUGCGCAGGUGGGAUGGGGUUCCUCCAAGGAGUUUUUGGAUCUUGUGAAACAGAUUGGAGAGUGCCGUUCAAAAGCCGAAGAAGACAAGAUUGUGCUGGGGGAGAUUGAGCUGCUCAAAAAGAAGAUGGCUGAACCAGAUGUUCCUAAGAAGAAGAUGAAAGAGUACGUGAUUCGGCUGGUGUAUGUUGAGAUGCUGGGGCAUAAUGCAUCCUUCGGCUACAUCCACGCCGUAAAGAUGACUCACGAGCACAGUCUUGCGGCCAAGAAGACGGGCUAUCUGGCAACCUCGCUGUUCUUGGAUGACAGCCACGACUUGAUCAUCUUGAUUGUCAACACCAUCCAGCAAGACCUCAAGUCGGACAACUACCUCGUGGUCUGCGCCGCCCUCACUGCCGUCUGCAAACUGAUCAAUGCGGAGACCAUCCCCGCCGUCCUGAACCAGGUUGCGGAGCUAUUACACCACCCCAAGGAGCUUGUGCGCAGGAAAGCCGUCAUGGCGCUGCACCGCUUCUACCAGCGUUCCCCCAGCACCGUCUCACACCUUAUGCCCAGAUUCCGGCAGGUGCUGUGCGACAAGGACCCCAGCGUGAUGAGUGCGGCUCUGUGCGGGCUCUACGAGCUGAUUGUGGCGGACGCUGCGCCGUACAAGAACCUGGUGGCCAGCUUUGUGAGCAUCCUGAAGCAGGUCGCGGAGCACCGCCUGCCCAAGACGUAUGACUACCACAAAACGCCCGCGCCCUUCAUCCAGAUCAAGCUGCUGAAGAUCCUGGCGCUGCUGGGCGUGGCGGACAAGGCUGCAAGCGAGAACAUGUACAGCGUGCUGGCGGACGUGCUGCGCAAGAGCGACACGGGGGCCACCAUCGGGAACGCCAUCCUGUACGAGGGCAUCGCCACCAUCGCAGCGAUCUAUCCCAACCCCAAGCUCUUGCAGCAGAGCGCGCAAGUCACCUCCCGCUUCCUCAAGAGCGAGAGCCACAACCUGCGGUACAUGGGCAUCGACGCGCUGGGCCGCAUCGUGAAGAUCAACGCCGACUUUGCGGCGGAGCACCAGCUGGCGGUGAUUGACUGCCUGGAGGACCCAGACGAGACGCUCAAGCGCAAGACGCUGGAGCUGCUUUUCAAGAUGACCAAGCCCGCCAAUGUGGAGGUGAUUGUGGAGCGCAUGAUUGGCUACAUGCGCACCGUCACCGACGCCCACUCGAAGGGCACCAUUGCGGGCAAGGUCAUCGAGCUCGCCGAGCGCUUUGCGCCCACCAACGAGUGGUUCAUCCUGACGAUGAACCAGGUGUUUGCGCUGGCGGGCGACCUGGUGAAGCCCAAGGCGGCGCACGACCUGAUGCGCCUCAUUGCCGAGGGCAACGGCGAGGAGGACGAGGCAUCGGACACGCAGCUGCGCUCGCUGGCGGUCGACUCGUACUUGGACCUGCUCGAGGCGCCCAAGCUGCCGGCCCUCCUGCUGCAGGUCAUCUGUUGGGUACUGGGCGAGUACGGGACCGCAGACGGAAAGCAUUCCGCAACGGCCAUCGUGACCAGCCUCUGUGACCUGGCCGACCGCUACUCCGAGGACACCACUGUGCGGGGCUACGCGGUGUCUGCCAUCCAGAAGGUGUGCGCCUUCCAGGUUGCCGCGGGGCGGCCCGCCCCGGUGACCCCCGAGGUGCGGUCGUUCCUGGACGCGCUGUGCAUGUCGCGCUCGACGGACCUGCAGCAGCGCGCGUACGAGCUGCAGGCGCUGCUGGGCCUCGGCACGGACGCCGUCGGGUCCGCGCUGCCCGAGGACGCCUCCUGCGAAGACAUCGAGGUAGACGAGAGCCUGUCGUUCCUUGGCGCUUUUGUCGCUGCCGCUCGCACUGCCGGCGCCAAGCCGUACAUCUCCGAGAACGAGCGCCUGGGCCUGCCCCCCACCACCGACCUGGCCACUCUCCUGGGACCCUCAGGGCCCCGGCCCGCCACCCCUCCUUCGCACUCUCUCCGAUUUGAGGCAUACGAAACGCCGACGAUCCCUGCUCGCAAUAUGACCCCGCCCGAACAGCCGAAUUACGGUGCGGGAGACCUGAUGCACGUGGAGGCUGCCCGGGGCAGCGCGGCCAGCGGGGCGCCCGAGGCGUCGGGUAGGGGGCAGACGGGCGGUCCGCCAAAGCUGGGGCUGCGGCUGGACGGAGUGCAGAAGAAGUGGGGGCGGUCGACGUACACCAGCGCUCCCUCAACGUCCGCUGCGUCUACGUCAGCUUCCUCCAGCAGUGCUCCGCCCUCGGCCCCCGUUUCCUCCGCUCCUCGGGAAGAAGCCCGCCCAACUCCGUACGUCUCUGAUCGACGGCCACGCGAACCUGAGGUGUCCGAGGAAAAGAAGAAGCUGGCGGCAUCGCUCUUCGGGGGGGGCGCUGCCACCACGUCUCGUGGUGGAGGAAAGGCAGCGCCUCGGCCGGCCACAAAGACGAAACUGGCGGAAGGGGGCCGUGCGGGAACGCCCACGAAGUCAACCCCCGUCCCGCAGCCGGAAGUGAAUCUGCUCGACUUCGGCUCGGAUAGCGAGGCUCCUUCAAGCGCGGCUCCGACCCCUGCUGCGGAUCCCUUCAAGCAGCUAGAAGGGCUGUCCGUUUCCACUCCGGCUCCCCCCUCGACAGAGCCGUCUCCUGCUGUUGCUGCGGCCGCAAAGCCUGCCUUUGAUUUGGCCUCCUUGUAUGCGGGGCCGACGCAACCCGGUUCCGUAGUUGGGGGCGUUUCGUCGAACCGGCCGACCAGCCCAGUUCCGGGACUGACAAACACGGGGCCGGGCCUGGCGGGAAAUGGAAGGCCCAAUUCGGUGUCACCAGUCGUCAACAAGGCCCAGCAGGCUCAGAAAGCAGGAAUUGUGCCGCAAAAUCCAGACAUCUUCCAUGACCUUUUGGGUUGAGGCCGACAGAGAUGUGAACCGGAAGUCGGGCGUUGGCAUUGUUGUUUAUUCUGAAAAGCGUUCCAUAUACUGCAUGCUAAAUAGCACAGAGUAUUCACGCGAAGGCGCGCAACGCCGUGGACCGGGUUCUACCUUCUCGAUCCACCCAGCUACCUGCAAUGGUCCUG
Klebsormidium nitens is the source of this 3281-nucleotide messenger RNA. The record is from the annotation of a GenBank genome assembly. NCBI's taxonomy places the organism in Eukaryota, Viridiplantae, Streptophyta, Klebsormidiophyceae, Klebsormidiales, Klebsormidiaceae.